UUUCCAGAUGACUACUUUUCGCGUCUUUUCCCUCCGCCGAAUCAUUGCGACGAAUCCCGGUGCCGAUGCUGCUGUCGUUGCCGGCGGUCGCCUUCCUUCCCCUCCAGCCCCAUUCCUUCCUUCUCCCUCCUCAACCAUUUGUCUUCCCGACCGAGCUCGCACCUUCUCUCCGGAGGAACCGCCGCUGCGCACCGCCCAAAUCAUCGACCUUCCUCGCCGGAAUCCCGCCUGUUUCUGCCGCCGAUGGAUCUCUAAUAUUCACUCCUGUUCCUCCGUCAGAAAGUGAUUCAUACGAUGGCUCGCACGACUGGUUCGAUCCCGCAACACUCUCGUCCUUCCUCGUCUCCUCUUCGAGUCCGGCGAAGGUCGAGCGCCUCCACGCGGCUGCCCUCCGGCGGUCCCUCUCCUCGCUCACCUUCGUCGGAAACAAUCUCAUCAGUGCUUAUGCAAGAUUCUUCGAUUUGGAUUCCGCCCUCAAGGUGUUCAACGCAAUGCCCACUAGAAAUGUUAUCUCUUGGACAGCCAUUAUUAAUGCCCAUCUCUGGAUGAACCUUGACGAUGAAGUCAUCCGUCUGUUCGUUGAAAUGCUCGAAAGCCAUGUAGAGGCAAACAGCAUGACCUACGUUUGCUUGUUGAAGUCCUGCGGGAAUUCAUCGAAGUUGGAGCUUGGGAGACAGAUUCAUGCCUGUGUUUUGAAGGGGGAUUGGGGGAACCUGAUAGUCAAUAGCACGCUUGUGUACUUUUAUGCAGAGUGCCGUGACAUCACGAGCGCACACAGAGUGUUCGAUAGAAUGCCGAGAAAGGAUGUCAUCACUUGGACUACCCUGAUCACUGCUCAUGUGCAAGGUGGGCGUGAGCAGAAAGCGUUGUUGAUGUUUCAGGAGAUGCAUGGUGAUGAUUUUGCCCCGAACGAGUUCACAGUUUGCAGCAUCCUGACGGCUUGUGGAGAACUGAAGGCGCUGAGUUUUGGGAAGCAACUGCAUUGUGCCAUUGUCAAGGGAAUGUACAAAAAUGAUGUACAUGUUGGAACUUCUCUGAUCAAUAUGUAUUCCCGGUGUGGCGAGGUUUGGGAUGCUCGAAUUGUGUUCAAUCUGAUGCCAAAUAGGAAUACAGUCACUUGGACUUCUAUGAUAUCUGGUUACGCUAACUGCUGUCUCGGAGAGGAAGCUAUACUCCUGUUUCAAAGUAUGAAGCAGCGUCGUAUAUCUGCGAGCAAUCUCACUACGGUAAGUAUUCUCAGUGCAUGUGGUUGGGUAGGAUCUUCAUCUAUGGGAAAAGAAGUUCAUGCACAGAUAAUAAAGAAUUCCAUCUGCGAAAACAUUCAAAUAGGAAGUACACUUAUUUGGUUCUACUUGAAAUGUGGUAACUAUGCUUAUGCUGUGAGAGUUUUCGAGGCUAUGCCAGUAAAAGAUGUAGUUUCCUGGACAGCAAUUAUCUCAGGCCUUGUUAACCUUGGUCAUGGCUUAGAGGCGCUGAAAUUUUUGAAUGGCAUGCUAUCGGAAGGUGUGGAACCAAACCCCUUCACUUAUUCCUCAGCCUUAAAGGCAUGCUCGAAAUUAGAAGCAGUCGAUAGCGGUAAAUGGAUCCAUGCUCAUGUUAGUAAGAACGUAGCUUUCUCAAAUGUGUUUGUUGACGGUGCAUUAAUCGACAUGUACAUGAGAUGCGGUUGCACUUCUGAUGCUUUGCGAGUGUUUGAAAUGAUGGAGGAGCACAAUUUGGUUUCUUGGAAAAUGAUGGUCGUCGGUUAUGCAAGGAAUGGGCUCUGCCAAGACGCGCUGAAGUUUAUGUACCAAAUGCGAGAGGAAGGGUUUCAUGUCGAUGACUAUGUUCAUGCUACGGUUCUUGGUGCGUGCGGUGAUGUCAAUUGGGAAUCAGAAGGCUCUGCUGAUUCUUGUAUGUUCUCAGUUUGAGUUUCCCUGAAUGAAUCAUAUGAGAAUGAAGGCAAAAAAUAAAAAGUGACUGGAAAUCAAACAAAUCUUCUCACCAUCUGAUCUGCCAGGAUCAAAUUUCAACCUUUUAUGGUCACUUUUUAUUAACUGGCCAUCACCAAGAUUUUAUCCCAAGCACAUUGAUCAUAAGAUUUGUUUUUGGAAUAACUUUAUCUAGAGAUCUUCUGUACCUGAGAAAGCAAAAUGAGGUUGUAUAUUCUCAGAAAUCAAAGUUUGUUCUGGUCCAUUA
Molecule: messenger RNA, 2178 nt
Organism: Zingiber officinale
Lineage: Eukaryota; Viridiplantae; Streptophyta; Magnoliopsida; Zingiberales; Zingiberaceae
Product: pentatricopeptide repeat-containing protein At4g18520, chloroplastic-like
Exons: 1
Coding region: 66-1910 (614 amino acids)
Biological process (GO): RNA modification
Molecular function (GO): protein binding; RNA binding
Source: RefSeq, a predicted model, not a curated record